AGCUUACUGAGGAUGAGGAAGAGGAAGUAGUGACAAAGAUACCCAAACAAACCACAUGUUGUUUUUCUUCUUCGAACUACUUUUUCAGAGAAAAGUGUUCAGUGAAAAUAUAACCGAUUGCCUGCGACACUUCUUCUCCGACUUGUUCCGUUGACAGUUCAAGGACCGAAAUUUAGAUUGCAUUGAUGCGGUUUGUGUCGCCUCACGUGUGCAUCGCUGUGCCUCGGAAGUUGGCCAACCGGGUUUCAUGUCGGAGAAUCAAAUGAUGAACUACCGGAUCAAUCUUUUUAACAUCAUGCCUUAAAUGCUGAACAUCUAAUUAAACAUCGAAAUGGACAUGGAAGAGGCUUUAUCCAUGGUGCUGGACACCUUAUGGUGUGCCAUAAGUCAAAACCAAGAAAGUUUCAAACCAGCUGAGAAAAAACUACAAGAAUGGGAAGUGGUACCGGGCUUUUAUUCCAUUCUCUUGGACAUUUUUUCAAAUCAUACUAUUGAUGUAAAUGUUAGGUGGCUUGCCGUUCUUUAUUUUAAAAAUGGAACUGACAAGUACUGGAGAAAGUCUGCUCCUAAUGCCAUAUCAGAAGACGAAAAAAUUAAACUGCGACAAGGGCUUGUUGCUAAUUUCCGAGAACCAGUCAGUCCCCUUGCAGUUCAACUUGCUGUUGUCAUUGCUAAGGUCGCUCGCAUUGACUGUCCGAAAGAUUGGCCUGAUUUGGUUCCCACUUUAUUGACGGCUGUCAGGGAUUCUGACCUUCUCGUUCAGCAUCGAGCUUUGCUUACACUUCAUCAUGUUGUCAAGACCCUAUCAUCUAAGCGACUGGCAGGCGAUAGAAGAUUGUUUCAAGAGCUGACCGGAAAUGUGUACUCAUUUGCCUUGUCUCUUUGGAACACACACACUGAGUUGUUCUUACAGCAAUUUUCUGAAAAUCCUCUUAAUGCUACUCCCUCCUUAGAGAAAGCACUUCUUGCCCUAAGGAUACUGAGAAAACUCACUGUUCAUGGAUUUCUAAAACCUCACGAAUCUGAAGACGCUGUGAUUUUUAUUAACAUGGUUUUCGACCGAGCCAAGACAAUGCUAGAAUGCAGGAAACAACUGCCUAAGAAGAGCAGUUUAAUUGAACUGAUUGAAAAAUUUGUCAUCCAUUUGACAAAAGUUCUGAUGUCUGUUUUGGAAACACAUCCAUUUUCAUUCAUUGACUUCAUCCAAAAAACUUUGGAGUUCACAGUUUACUACACUUUUAUGGCAGGCGGCCAGGAAUCGUUAUUUGAACGCUUCAAAAUUCAGUGCCUUAAUUUGAUAAAACUUAUUAUGCUUUGUGUAGAGUAUAAGCCAGCCAAAAAGAUUGCAGAAACCAAGGAUCCAAAUACACUUCGGGCCCACCAAAUCAAGACUUCAUUCUUUACUCCAGAAAUCUUAUCUGCAAUCUGCCAAGGUUUAGUGUGUCAUUACUUUUUAUUAACAUCAGAGGAUUUACAAAUGUGGCAUGAAGAUCCAGAAACAUUUGCAACUGAUGAGAGUGGAGAGUCUUGGAAGUAUACUUUGAGGCCGUGUACGGAGUCACUAUUUGUCACAGUUCUUCAUGAGUUUAAUACUGUCCUUUCUCCUGUUCUGAUGGCUAUGCUACAGUCAAAUCAUGGCCCUGUACCUGAGUCUGAUCUCAAUGCUAUACUCUUAAAGGAUGCAAUUUAUAAUGCUGUUGGUCUUGCUGCCUUUGACUUGUAUGAUGAGAUUAACUUUGAUGAGUGGUUUUUAACCACUCUGCGGCAAGAACUCCAAUUACAAGGAGGUCAUUCUCGAAUUGUUCGGCGAAGAGUUGCCUGGUUGUUGGGGCAGUGGUCGGGUGUUAGAUUUUCUGCUGAACUGAGACCAGUGAUGUACAGUGCCAUGCUGUCACUUCUUCAACCGCAUGAAGAUUUGGUUGUUCGACUGACUGUUUCACAUGCUCUGAAAUUGGCCAUGGAUGAUUUUGACUUUAGUACUGAUCAGUUUCUGGAGUACCUGGAACCCAUUAUAGGAUUGCUCUUUAACCUGUUAAAAGAAUGCAAAGAAUGUGACAGCAAGAUGCAUGUUUUGUAUGUAAUGUCGUUUGUUAUGGAACGAGUGGGACAUCUUAUCAGGCCCCAUGUCUCCAAUCUCAUUCAAUAUUUGCCUUUAGCAUGGGAAGAGUCAGCUGAACACAGCAUGUUACGUUGUGCUAUCGUUUCAACUCUAGUUCAAAUUGUAAAGGGUAUGGCAGAUGAUAGCCAAAGACUCCAUAGCUUUUUGAUGCCAGUCUUAGCACUUUGCACAGACAUGCAGCAGGAUUCUAAUGUGUAUUUGAUAGAAGAUGGUCUUGCCUUGUGGCUAGCUUGUGUUGAGAAUGCAACAGACAUGACUGACGAGCUGAUGCAUUUGUAUCAGAACAUGCCAUCCCUUCUUGAGUCUUCAACUGAAAAUCUUCGCAUUUGCUUUACUAUAACACAUGCAUAUCUUAUGUUCUCUCCAGAAAGUUUUCUUAAGGUUUAUGGUGAAAGUCUUUUGAAGACUUGUCAAUACAUGCUAACAGAUUUGCGCUCGGAGGGAAUUGUCAUCAUAAUGCGAUUUGUUGAACUUUGCUUAAGAACAGCUCCUCAAUUGUCUUGUGAGCUGUGGAAACCUAUCAUUCCACAAAUAAUGAUUCUCAUUUUCAAUGGAGAGGAGUCAACAAUUUGCUGUGCGGUAUGCACCUGCAUUAUUGCUCGUGUCCUUUUAUGCUCUAAGGAUUUAUUUAGUCAGAUGAUAAGAGAAGCUGCACUGCGAAUAGGGCAAACAGAAGAUCAUUUCUUCUCUACAAUAUUGUUCAAUUGGAAUAAAAACAUGCCUUGUGUCACUGGUAUGCCACGUCGUAAAAUUCUAGGUUUGGCACUUUCGUCACUGCUUACAGUUCAAUCAAGUAUUGUUCUGGAUAAAUUUAGUGACAUUAUCCGAAAUGUGGUUGAAGCAUUAAAUGAUGUAACAAAACCAGAUGAAUCGGGUGCUCUUAUGGAUAUUCUGUGUCAUUGCCAAAGUUUUCCUUCAAGCCCAACAGAGAGGGAAGUGUUUGAAGAUUUUGAAACAGAACAUGAUCACCGAAUGCAAAGGCUCGCGUCACAAGAUGUAGUCAACACUGUUGUGCUUGGAGACUAUCUCAUUGCCCAGCUCGAUGAACUGAAAGGUCAAGUUGGUCUGGAGCAGCUGCAACAACUUCUCCAAAGCCUAGACAGCGAAACUACAGCAAUGCUUGAAGAAUACAAGAAUUUGAGUGGCAGGGAACCUCGUAUUGAGUCUCAUUUCACUGAUUUGAGAAUUUCUUAAACUUGAUGCUUUUGUGAAAGCACUUAUUUAUCAUAUUUUAUGAUAGUAUUAACUACCAAGUGCAGAGAGAUUUUUUUCUCUGCAUUGUAGCAGUUGUAAGGAGAUGCUGUAGUAUAUAUCACUAACUCUACUUUAUUUGCAGUGAAAUCUGAGCUGUGAAGAUCAAGUCCCUUGACUGUAAAUCAUGGACUAGUCUAUUAAAUGACUGAAAUAUCUUGUGGAUGAUGUUCUUCAAAAAUUAAGUACAAAGCCCUCUCUGUGGAUCCUUAAAUGAAGUCUUAAAUGCAUACAAGCAGCUUCGACCUCAAACUCCUUAGGCAUUCUUAUGUUAUUAAUUUUCUCUCUCUGUUCCUGUUUCGAUUUUCACUGCGUGAAUUAUGAACAGAAAAAUUCUGUUUCUGGCAUCUAUUGAACCUUAUCCUUUAUGUACUGGACAAUUUAGUGUACUACAUGCACAAUCAGUAGAGUGAAGAAAUUAAGUUGGUCAUGCAGAUUGUUACAUAAAUUAAUAUGUAUUUGAAAAAUGAAAUAAUAUGUAGAAUAGAAUGUGACUAGAAUGAAAUUAAAAUAGAACUUAAUGUUGACUGUGAAUUUUAAGGGGACAAUCUACAGGUCUCUAAUGUUGCCAUGUUCUGUACAGACUAUAUUUCCAAAUUAAAUACAUCGUAGCCUUUCUUUAAAGCAAAGAGGAAAAGAAAAACUGGAUUUACCAUUCAGUUAUUUAAAUGGUGUGUCUUUUCUAAAGUUGCAUUAAUAGAGUUCGAAAAACUGAAUACGACUUGUAGCAGUGCGUAAGGAAACUAUUGAUUUUAGCUCCAUGCUGUAAUUUCUUUUCAUUUUGGUCAAAAUCUACUGGUUUUGGCCUCAAUACUUUUGUCCCAAGUUAUUUUCAAUGUCGCCGAAAAGAUUCUACACUUCAAUAUCAGUUGUCUCAUGAAGACAUGAAUAACUUAGCUUGAGGGAAGUGCCACAGGAAAGGGACGUGUUGCAAUCACUUAGUAAAUCUUGAUCUAUAAUUUUAUAGAAUGGAGUUGUGGAAAAGGCUUUUCACAGCACUCCUACCCUGACAGACUGCUGUCCAUUUCGCAUGGAAUUAAUUGGUGGUGUAGUGGGCGUUUAAUUCUCACUUGGUUGUCUUGUAUCUUAUCAGGUGAAAAUUAUCAUAGCUUGGGUGUAAAUCUGUGAUGCCAUGAUGUUGGAUACUUCACUAAUUUUUAACCAUUUAAUAUGUUAGUGUGGUAAUGUGUUUAUAAUGACUGAGAAGUCUGAUUAUUAUUUUAAUGUGUUAAGCAACAAUAUUGGCAGACUGAUUUCAAAGGUCUGUUCUUGUACAGGAGGAGGAACCAUUAGUGGGCCUUAAGGUUUUGGCUCUGCUUUUUCGACUCCGUGGGUCUACUGAUGGAUCCUCCGUCAUUGUUAAUUUUUAUGUGUUAAGAAAUUUCAUGCUUAUGUUUAAGAGUCAAUCCUGUUUCAAUGUUGUCGUUAGUAUUGUGAUCAUGAUAAUUUUUUAGAUACCUAUUUAGAUGCUUUACAUUUAAGGUGGGUCUUUUUUUUUCCCAUUCCAAGUUCACUGUUACAAAUGUGAAAAUGAUUUUAGAAAGCUGUUCGUUAUUUUAAUGAAUACUACAAAGGUCUAUAAUCAGUCUAUAAUCAUGUGGUUAGGUCGUACAAAGGUUUCAAAUCUAAUCAAAAACCCAUUUGUUAAUGAGGUGAUGAACUUACUAUUUGAAACUAGUAACAAAUGUAUGCUGGACUUCAUUCAUUCAAUGUUACAAAGUACUUUUGUGAAAUCCUGGAAAUGUGGCUAUGAAUUGAACUCAGCAAGAUAUCUUGUAUGUAAAUCAAUUCUGAAUUAUAAUUACUUCAAUAGUCUCCA
Thrips palmi is the source of this 5189-nucleotide messenger RNA. RefSeq names its product importin-11 (gene Impbeta11). The transcript is spliced from 17 exons. The record is from RefSeq and is a predicted model, not a curated record. Gene Ontology annotation, biological process: protein import into nucleus. Gene Ontology annotation, cellular component: nuclear envelope; cytosol. Gene Ontology annotation, molecular function: small GTPase binding. Bases 332 to 3313 code for a protein of 993 amino acids. NCBI's taxonomy places the organism in Eukaryota, Metazoa, Arthropoda, Insecta, Thysanoptera, Thripidae.